AUGUCGACUAGAGCCACGCCGGAGCUUUCCUCCAGCUCCAAACGCCACUUCCACUGGACCAACAAGGUUGGAACCGAAGAAGACGACGAAAUCCCCCCACCAACCGCCGCCAAAUCCUCUGCAAUUCCAACCCUCAAGCAUUCCGCUUCCUGGGUCAUUAGAGACGAGAGCAGCAGCACCAAAUCCAGAAGCGGAAUCCCGACUCCGCGAAAGAAGCUUCCCGCCGUUGCCGUAGCCAGGCUCCGAUCCGUACUCUCCACGUUCGGCAGGAACCGUCUUUCGUCGGGUCUGGGUCACCGGGUCGUGGGUACCCUGUUCGGGUCGCGAAACGGGCACGUCAAUUUCGCCUUCCAGAAAGAACCCACUUCCCCACCUGCCUUCCUGAUCGAACUGGCGACGCCAAUUAGCGGGCUGGUGAAGGAAAUGGCAUCUGGGUUAGUCAGAAUUGCCCUGGAGUGCGACAAGAAGCAAGAAGGUAACCAUAGGCAGAGUCCUAGCAAUUGUGGCCCGGUUCGGCUGCUGGAGGAGCAAAACUGGAGGGCAUUCUGCAACGGGAAGAAAUGCGGGUUUGCAGGGAGGAAAGAGUACUGUGGGGUGAAAGAGUGGAAGCUGCUGAAAGCUCUGGAGCCGGUCUCGAUGGGGGCCGGGGUUAUGCCGAGCUACGGGGAAGGUGAGAGGACGGAGAUCAUGUACAUGAGAGCUAAGUUCGAGAGGAUUGUUGGGUCCAGAGAUUCCGAGGCUUUCUACAUGAUGAAUCCCGACAGCAAUGGCGCCCCUGAGCUCAGCGUCUAUCUGCUUAGAGUCUAG
Messenger RNA from Linum tenue, 807 nucleotides. NCBI's taxonomy places the organism in Eukaryota, Viridiplantae, Streptophyta, Magnoliopsida, Malpighiales, Linaceae. The record is from the annotation of a GenBank genome assembly.